UCUUUAAAUACUCCACAUAUUCUAAUCCUCUUACCAUUGACAAAAAUCAAGUUCGUGUACUCCUAUAACAUUCAUAGGCCUAUCCUAUUUCACUAGGAAACAAACUCCCCAUCAUCAUCACCUCUCUCAAAUAUAUAUAUAUAUAUACACACACAUCAGAUUGAUCAUCGCAAUACACGCAAAAACAGCAGAAAAUUCCCUCUCCGGAUCAUCAGCAGCCAUGGAUCAUCAACUUGACCCCUGUCUUCGAUUGCAAGAGCUUGGUAUUGAGCAUCACGGAGAAGAAGAAAUCGCGGAGAAAUCAUCGUCAUGGGAUAAUCUGGUGGAGGAAAUAAAAGGAAUCAUCGGGUACGAGUUCAGAAACCCUAGUUUGCUGCGACAAGCGUUUACCCAUUACUCGUACUUGGACCAGGACAAGACCUCGACGGCGUCGUACGAGAGGCUGGAGUACAUGGGGGAUGCGGUGCUCGGAUUCUUCAUGGCGAAGGAGCAUUUCGCGAUGUACCCGGAUUUGGCGCCGGGGCAGCUCACGAAGCUCCGAGCCGCAAACGUUGACAACGAGAAGCUGGCGCGCGUGGCGAUGAAGUACCGGUUGCACACGUUUCUACGUCACAAGAAGCCUCUUCUUGGUGGACAAAUAAAAGAGUUUGAAGAGGCGAUUGUGGAAUAUCCAGUGCAUUCUUCAGGACUAGUUGAUGCACCAAAAACCCUUGCAGAUAUUGUUGAAUCAUUGGUGGGAGCGGUUUAUGUUGACUCUAACUCCAUGGACACAACUUGCAAGAUUAUCCGGAAUUUGCUACAGCCUAUGAUCACUCCAUCAACUCUCCACACACAUCCAGUCACAAUGCUUUACGAGAUAUGCCACAAGAACAAAGUGAAACUCGAAAGUAGAGACUUGUGGAAAGAAACAGGGGAGAUUGAAUUUAUUGUGGACGACGAAUUUGUGGGACGAGCAAAGUACAGAGCCAAGAGGGUGGUUGCUAACAACAGGGCGGCGAAUGAAGCAUACCACAAGAUUUUAAGAAAGUUGAGGCUGCAAACUACCAGAGAUGAUCAUCACUAAUCUUAAACUUAUAAGUCUCUAACCCUCUUCUCAGUUCAUCUACCAGGAAGAACCCAAUGUUGUAUGUGCAAAAGUGAGAUAAUUUAUGCUGGGUUGGGAGAAAAUGUGUUCUUCUAGUGGCAAUUCUUUUCCUCCAACUUCCUCUAUUCUUUGGGAUUGUCUGCCAAAUUAUGAGUCUAUAAACUAAGAAUUUGAAGUCUCGAGUGUUUCUGGUUCGGCGUUUGAUUUGAAUCCUAGUGUUCUGAGCAUCAAGUUCAUAACACGGAAUCUUGGUACAUAAAUCAACAUUUGCAACUUAUGACAAAGCAAUACAUUGAUAGAGUCUCCUAAUGCAUCGGUUACAUAAUGUGAUGCAAGAGAAUAUG
This is a messenger RNA of Sesamum indicum (sesame), 1428 nucleotides long. RefSeq names its product ribonuclease 3-like protein 3. Gene Ontology annotation, biological process: siRNA processing. The record is from RefSeq and is a predicted model, not a curated record. Gene Ontology annotation, molecular function: RNA binding; ribonuclease III activity. NCBI's taxonomy places the organism in Eukaryota, Viridiplantae, Streptophyta, Magnoliopsida, Lamiales, Pedaliaceae. Gene Ontology annotation, cellular component: cytoplasm; nucleus.